CGGUAGGCAAGAUUUUUUUUCCUAAAGCUAUUUCCAGCAAACAACUUAAAAAACACGUUUUCUGUAACUCAAAUAGACAAAUACUAUGUUUACUUGUUGAGAAAACACCAUAAUAUGUCUCCUUUAAAAAAAAAAAGUUUGUUGUACUUGGCUACUAACUACUUGGUCUUGUCACAUGGGAUAAGUUUGCCUUCAGGGCUUUAUGCCAGAACGCCCUUUCUGCCAGAAAUCCUGCUGCGGGGAAGGCUUGAGGGACACAGUAUAAAUAGCAACACAGUACACGUAGGGAGGAGGUGGUGGAUUUAACACUUUCCCCCAGGAGGCCUCUCAAAACCCAACCCUAACGUCCCCGUCGUGAGAGGUGGAAACAGGUCAAGCUGGCCAAUAGGGAAAUGGUAAAACUCAUGGGCCAAUCACCCAUGAAGUGGAUUCAAUUGAUUACAGAAACAUUGAUGAAGAAAAAGAAACCCCACAACCAAGGAGAUGAAGACUCUUCGGGCAUACAAGCUAAAGAGACAAUGAAGACGCAUACUGAAAACCAUAUGGAGAGGGUGCUUCGGAAUCUUCUAUCCCCUAGGCAACCUGCCAACAUCGCAACCUGGAACAUCAGGACCAUGUUCACAGCAGGGAAGACGACAGUCAUCGCAGAUGAGAUGAGGAGAUACAGGGUUUCUAUCCUCGGCCUCUGCGAAACCAGUUGGCUCCAGUCAGGAGAAGUCAAAUUGGUGGUGAGUCCAUACUCUACUCUGGACACGCAGAUGAAAAAGCACCACACACGGAGGGAGUGGCAUUUAUGCUCUCCAAAGAAGUACAGAGGGCCCUCAUCAGCUGGGAGCCCAUACAUUCAAGAAUCAUCACUGCAAGAUUCCAAACUACCCAUAAAAGAAUCAACCUUCAAAUCAUACAGUGCUAUGCACCCACCAACAAUACUGAUGAGGAACUAAAGGACAAUUUCUACAACCAGCUACAACAUCUACUCCAGACUAGAAAAGAAAAAGACCUUCUCUUACUCAUGGGCGACAUGAAUGCCAAGGUGGGAAAUAACAACAAUGGAUACGAACUGGCUAUGGGAAAGCAUGGACUUGGCACCAUGAACGAAAAUAGGGAGAGAUUUGCAGAUGUAUGUGCUGACCUCAAUCUGGUUAUAGAAGGUACUGUUUUCCCCCUGUUUUCACCCAUCCACAAAGCCACCUGGAUAUCACCUGACCACACUACCGAAAACCAAAUCGACCACAUAUGUAUAAACAGGAAGUUUAGGCACUCCCUCCUGGAUGAACGAGUGAAGAGGGGGGCAGAGGCCGGGACAGACCACCACUUACUGGCUGCAAAACUCCAACUGAAGCUAAAGCGCUGCAACAACCCCUCUGACAGCAGAACAAAAUUCAACCUACAGCUCUUCCAGGACAUUGGAACAACUGAACUGUACCAAACCACCCUACAGAACAGGUUUCAAGCCCUGCAAGAUCUCCAACAAUCAGUGGAAGAGUACUGGAACAGCCUGAAAAACAUAUGGGAGGAAACAUGCCUAGAAGUGGUGGGGAAAAAGACAACAAAACACAAACCCGGGUUGUCAACAGAAACACUGAAAAUAAUAGAAGAGAGGAGGGCAAAAAAGGAAACACUAAACAAAUGCAAAACCCCAGCAAGAAAGGCAGUAGCCCACAAAGACUACGAGUUAGCAAACAAGGAGGUGAAGAAAAGCGCUAAAUGUGAUAAACAGAAUAACAUCGAGGCCUUGGCACAAGAAGCACAGGAAGCAGCUGGAAAAAACAACCUCAAGGACCUAUACAUGACCACCAAGAAACUGGCCGGAAAGUUCAGACAGACGAACACACAAAUCCGUGAUAAACAGGGACGACUCCUUACCACCAAGGAAGAACAACACCAAAGAUGGACAGAGCAUUUCAGGGAGCUGCUCAAUAGACCACCCCUGUCCAAGAAAUAGAGAUUCCACCAGCAGCACACAUGCUAACAUCAACUGUGCCCCUCCAACAAGAUCUGAGGUAAGGAAGGCCAUUAAGGCACUAGGACGUAGCAAAGCAGCAGGGCCAGAUGAUAUCCCAGCGGAGGCCCUACAUGCUGAUGU
Molecule: messenger RNA, 2086 nt
Organism: Gadus macrocephalus (Pacific cod)
Lineage: Eukaryota; Metazoa; Chordata; Actinopteri; Gadiformes; Gadidae
Exons: 1
Coding region: 794-1945 (383 amino acids)
Biological process (GO): chromatin remodeling
Cellular component (GO): nucleus
Source: RefSeq, a predicted model, not a curated record